Cuscuta campestris is the source of this 1721-nucleotide messenger RNA. The record is from the annotation of a GenBank genome assembly. NCBI's taxonomy places the organism in Eukaryota, Viridiplantae, Streptophyta, Magnoliopsida, Solanales, Convolvulaceae.
CCUAAAGCUGUGUUUGUGGCUCUUCGCCGUGAAAUUUGAAUUUAAAUAUAGGGAGUACAAAAAAGAAAGCAUUGACCCUUCGGCCGCCGCCUCCGCCGCGUAUCCUAAAACAGCGACCGGGAAAUGGGGGCGGAGGAAGAACAUAUCUAGGGAGUUCUUCAUUAUUUACUUUUUGGUUAUUAGUUGAUUCAUCACCUAAUCGACCGCAGGAAUCUACAACUCCAAAAGCCCGCACUGGAUGAUUCAAAGGGCAUCCAUGGCGGGUCCUUUUCUUUCUAAUGUUCUCAAUAUGAUCAUUUCUUCUAUUUAAGAUUGAGAGAAUCUUGGAAAGAGUCAUGGUUGCUCAAUCGGAAUCACCGAAAAAGAGCUUAGUCAGUUUUUUCCCCAUGGCCGGAGAUGCUUACAGCUCAAUUGGGACUGUGCAGCCUAAGGAUAUUUCUGAGAUUGAAGUCAACAAGCACUAUCUUCUCAAUCUCAACAAUGAUAAUACAAACAAAAAGCAUCUUCUGGAGUUCCCUGAUGUCGGUCGAGCCUUUCAGGAUUUCAUCAAUAGCAGAGAGUUCCGCGAGUUUCUUAGCGGUGCUUUGGCAGGGGCUAUGACCAAAGCUGUUCUAGCUCCCCUUGAAACCAUCAGAACAAGAAUGGUGGUUGGCGUGGGGUCCAAAAAAAUUGGUCAGAGUUUCAUCCAAGUCGUUGAGGAGCAUGGAUGGCAAGGGCUAUGGGCAGGCAACAUGGUUAACAUGUUGCGCAUAGUUCCUACGCAGGCAAUUGAGUUUGGAACGUUUGAGUAUGUAAAGAGAGCAAUGGCUUCAUCACAAGAGAGGUGGGCCCAAGCUGGCGGGCCAAAGUUACAGAUCGGUCAUAUUAGCAUUGACUUUUCUCUCUCUUGGCUCUCUCCCGUUGCCGUGGCUGGUGCGGCUGCUGGUGUUGCUAGUACCCUCGUUUGUCAUCCACUUGAAGUCUUAAAGGAUCGGUUGACUAUAAGUCCAGAAAUUUACCCCAGUAUAAGCAUUGCACUAAGCAAAAUGUACAAGGAUGGAGGGAUUGGUGCGAUGUACUCUGGCAUUGCCCCUACGUUGGUGGGCAUGCUUCCAUAUAGCACAUGCUACUACUUCAUGUACGACACUAUUAAGAAAUCAUAUUGUCAGGCAAAGAAAAAAGAGUCUUUAAACCGUGCCGAGAUGCUUCUACUUGGGGCUCUCUCUGGCUUGACAGCCAGCACUAUUAGUUACCCAUUGGAGGUGGCUAGGAAGCGGCUAAUGGUUGGGGCGUUGCAAGGAAAAUGCCCACCGCACAUGGUGGCUGCAUUGUCGGAGAUCGUCAAGGAGAAAGGCCCACUUGGUCUUUACAGAGGGUGGGGAGCAAGCUGUUUGAAAGUGAUGCCUUCUUCAGGGAUAACUUGGAUGUUCUAUGAAGCUUGGAAAGAUGUGUUGCUUAGGCAGCAAAAUCAGUAGUAGUCUUCACUGUGGCUGACUCACUGCCCGCCCAAUGUGGUCCAAUUGGUUACUGAGUAUUUUUUUGACAGUUGGUGUUAUUUUAUUCAGCACCAAUGUGAAAUUUUGUCUGUCCCCCCCCCUCCCCCCGUUGAACUCCAAGAAGACACGACAAAGAUUUCUGCGUGUACUUUUUCCUUUUGAAAAAGGAAGGCAUAUUUGUGAGUACUUUUAUGCUGAAUAAGGGGUAAAUUUCACAAAUGGUACCUGAACUUUAGCUGGAAUUUC